AUGAAAAACUUAACUACUUUUGCCCUCGUUGCAAUUUUGGCAGCCCACGCCUUACCUAACCGAGAAAGGUCACAAGGGGGCUACGAAAAUAGCGGGUACGAGAGAAGUUACAACAAUUUUGAAGGCAAAAACAAUAAUAGGGGAUCAGGCAGCAGCAGUGAAAACGACUGCGAUGAGAGUAAUGGAAGCAGUUACAGCAACAACCGUGAGAAAUCCUACGAUAAAGAUGGGCAUUACAUGAAGGAUAAUUAUCAGGAUAGGCACUUCUCUGCUAAAGCUUUCGCUGCUGCACCCGAUGCCGCCUCCGCUCAAUCUUAUGAUUAUGACCGCAAGGACAGCAUUUUUAAUUAA
Parnassius apollo (apollo) is the source of this 351-nucleotide messenger RNA. Lineage: Eukaryota; Metazoa; Arthropoda; Insecta; Lepidoptera; Papilionidae. The record is from the annotation of a GenBank genome assembly.